This is a messenger RNA of Loxodonta africana (African savanna elephant), 1246 nucleotides long. RefSeq names its product aldo-keto reductase family 1 member C1-like. Gene Ontology annotation, molecular function: bile acid binding; aldose reductase (NADPH) activity; androsterone dehydrogenase [NAD(P)+] activity. The transcript has 9 exons. NCBI's taxonomy places the organism in Eukaryota, Metazoa, Chordata, Mammalia, Proboscidea, Elephantidae. The record is from RefSeq and is a predicted model, not a curated record. The coding region runs from base 49 to 1020 and encodes 323 amino acids. Gene Ontology annotation, biological process: prostaglandin metabolic process; daunorubicin metabolic process; doxorubicin metabolic process. Gene Ontology annotation, cellular component: cytosol.
AGGAGAACAAAGUAAACAGGCUCUGCUUAGUCAGGAGAGUGACAGAAGAUGGAUCUCAAACAUCAGUGUGUGAAACUAAAUGAUGGUCAUUUCAUUCCUGUCCUGGGAUUUGGAACUUAUGCACCACAAGAGGUACCUAAGAGUGACGCUGAGGAGGCAACCAAACUAGCUAUUGAUGCUGGGUUUCGUCAUAUUGAUUCAGCUUAUCUGUACGAAAAUGAAGACAAAGUUGGACAAGCCAUCCGAAGCAAGAUUGCUGAUGGCAUUGUGAAGAGAGAAGACAUAUUCUACACUUCAAAGCUCUGGGUCACUUUCCUUCGACCAGAGUUGGUUCGGCCAGGCUUGGAAAAGUCACUGAAAAAACUUCAGCUGGACUAUGUCGAUCUCUACAUUAUUCAUAACCCAAUGGCUCUGAAGCCUGGAGAGGAGCUGCUACCAAAAGAUGAACAUGGGAAACUAAUAUUUGACACUGUGGAUCUCUGUGCCACAUGGGAGGCCUUGGAGAAGUGUAAGGAUGCAGGGUUGGCCAAGUCCAUUGGAGUGUCCAACUUUAACCGCAGGCAGCUAGAGAUGAUCCUGAACAAGCCAGGGCUCAAGUACAAGCCAGUCUGCAACCAGGUGGAAUGUCACCCUUAUCUCAACCAGAGCAAAUUGCUGAAUUUCUGCAAGUCGAAAGAUAUUGUUCUGGUUGCCUACAGUGCUCUGGGAUCCCACCGAGACAAAAAGUGGGUGGACCAGAGCUCCCCCAUUCUCUUGGAUGAUCCAGUUCUUGGUGCCCUGGCUAAAAAGCACAAGCGGACCCCAGCAUUGAUUGCCCUUCGCUAUCAGCUACAGCGUGGGGUCGUGGUCCUGGCCAAGAGUUACAAUGAGAAGAGGAUCAAAGAGAACAUGCAGGUUUUUGAAUUCCAGUUGACUUCAGAAGACAUGAAGGUCCUAGACAACCUAAACAGAAAUUUUCGCUAUGUUACCUUUGACACUGUUAUUGACCACCCGAAUUAUCCCUUUUCUGACGAGUAUUAAUGAGGUGGCCUUUGUCAUGACUUCUUCCAGAAGGCCCUGCUUGUGGAUAGGAUGCAGAAAACAUCUCAGAUGCUGGUGAUGAGAGACAGCACCUCUGCUUAAAUCCAUGCUGCUUAGCAACUCACACUCAGCCAGAGAUGUGUCCAUAGGUCAUCAAGGAAAGGCACUAUUUUUGUCAUUUUGGAAAAAACAAUAAAGCUUUUUUUUUUCCUGCAUAAAUAGUCUU